AUGCCUUCUCAAGAAUUCCUUAACGCUGUCGACAAGGUCAACAAGCUUACCAAGCGUCCCUCCGAUGACGAACUUCUCGAACUUUACGGUCUUUACAAGCAGGCUACCAUUGGUGAUAAUGAGACUCCUAAGCCUGCCAUCUACGACCUUAAGGGCAAGUACAAGUGGAACGCUUGGAACGAGCUUCAGGGCACUUCUCAGGAAGAAGCUGAGAAGAAGUACAUUGAGCUUGUCGAGAAGAUUUCUGCUCGUCUUGCCGCCGAGUAA
Messenger RNA from Magnusiomyces paraingens, 267 nucleotides. RefSeq lists its product as uncharacterized. Bases 1 to 267 code for a protein of 88 amino acids. The record is from RefSeq and is a predicted model, not a curated record. NCBI's taxonomy places the organism in Eukaryota, Fungi, Ascomycota, Dipodascomycetes, Dipodascales, Dipodascaceae. Gene Ontology annotation, molecular function: long-chain fatty acyl-CoA binding. The transcript is spliced from 2 exons. Gene Ontology annotation, biological process: fatty acid metabolic process.